Molecule: messenger RNA, 969 nt
Organism: Colletotrichum truncatum
Lineage: Eukaryota; Fungi; Ascomycota; Sordariomycetes; Glomerellales; Glomerellaceae
Product: RTA1 like protein
Cellular component (GO): plasma membrane; fungal-type vacuole
Source: RefSeq, a predicted model, not a curated record
AUGGCGAACAACGAUACCUUCAUUCCAACGUACGAGACUUGUACUGAGCUCUCCGAUCGAUGUCCCGUCGAAUUUACAGCUUACGGAACCAACUUAUCGAAGCCUGCUGCGGCGUUCUUCGGUAUCGCGUUCGUAGUCUGUUUUAUACUACAGCUCUACUUUGGCCUACGUGCGAGGACAUGGUCCUUCAUGAUCUGGCUCGGCCUCGGCACAAUUUUUGAGAUUCUGGGAUAUUGGUCACGAACAAAACUUGCCGACAAUCCUUGGGAUAAGGAUGCCUUCGCACAGCAGUACCUCACACUUCUCCUCGCUCCCACUUUGGUUGCGGCUGCGAUUUCAGUCACGUUCAAGCACAUUGUGUUGUGGUAUGGUACGGAGUGGUCCGUAAUUCGCCCAUCGCUGUACCCCUGGGUCUUUGUCGGAACGGAUUUCAUCUCCAUUUUCAUUCAGGUGGUUGGUGGCGGUCUCACAGCAGCAAGCACUGCUGGAUCGACAAACAAGACUUUGGCGCAAAUUGGCGAGAAGCUGGUUAUUGGAGGCGUGGCAUUCCAGGUGGCCAACAUGGUCUGCUGCGGGGCUCUCAUGCUGGUCUACGUCAUGAGGCGCAAGUCGUCACUCAAGAAAGGCACUCCUUUAUCACGGAACCGCCACAACGAGCCCAUGUGCCAAGAUGCAGACGACCAAGAGAUUUCACGUGUGCGCACAUUUGUGUUUGCUCUUGCCGUGGCAUAUACUACGGUCCUAAUCCGUUGUUCUUAUCGAAUUGCUGAGAAUAUCCCUGCUAUUUCCGUUAAGGUGCUACGAAAUGAACCUCUCUUCCUGGUCCUUGAUGGCGCAAUGAUUCUAAUUGCUAUUGGAACGGUUUCCAUCUUCCAUCCUUGGAUUUUCUUCCCCUUCUUGAAAGAGUCCAAGUAUCUCAAGGAUAGAAGGAAGAGCCAACAAGACUACCGGAUGCGUUACAUUACAUAA